AUGCAAGCAUCAUCUCAAGAAGGACCGCAGGGGAGUAGGAUACAGGAGCAUGCUCCCUUCCAUGAGCCACAGGGGAUCUAUUCUGCACUGCCCUCUCUACCGCCGCCACAUUCGUACGGGGAGACGGCCUUUGAGGCGUCUCUAGAGCCGCAGGAUUAUGCUUCAGUGGGGACAAGUUUUGAGGGGUCUGCAGCAGGCCUGCAGGGCUGUGCUUGGCAGCAGCAGCAACGGGGGUACUCUGCCCUGCGUUGUCAGUCUCAGCCGCAGGAGCAUGCUUCGCGGGAGACGACUCUAGAGGCGCGUCAAGAACUGCACGAGUGUGCUUGGCACGAGCAGCAAGGGGGGUACUCUGCCCUGCCCGCGCAGUCUCAACCGGACUUUGAGCGUUCCUAUGGGGAGACGGAGACGGCCUUUGAGGCGCCUAGAGAGCAGCAGCAGCGUGCUUCAGGGGGGACGAGUUUUGAUACUGUGGAGAGUGCUGAUGGCGGCGCUCCAAUGGCAGCGCGCCACGUGGCGGAGCUGUCGCCGUCCCUCCACAGGCACCCCGAGGGAUGGGAUGCGGCGCUGAUGCGAACUCUAGAGGCGGACCCUCUAGGGCGCCCCUUACCCCCCCUCUGCCCUGCUGCCUCGCUGCCACAUGCCCAACUUACGCCUCCUCUCAUUCCGCCUCCUCUCAUUCCGCCUCCUCUCAUUCCGCCUCCUCUCAUUCCGCCUCCUCUCAUUCCGCCUCCUCUCAUUCCGCUCGCUCUCAUCCCGCCUCCUCUCAUACCGUUCCCUCCUCUCAUUGCGCCCCUCUGGGUGCACCUCCCCACUGUGCUUCACACAACGCCUGUCAGUGCAGCAACACGCACCAUCCAUUUCCGCAUCCCUGGCAACCCACACAGUGUGAGCACAUGCCAGUCACUUCCUUGCUCUGACUCCCUUCGCCCUUCUCCUGGUUCCCCUCGCCCCACUUUUGAGCCGCCUCGAAGGCCCGGGUCCCCUCGUCCCGCCUACAAGCUUGUCCACCCUGUGUCGUGUUUUGAGUCGACUCAAAACACCACCCUGGGGGACAGCGCGGAUCUCAAGCCCCUCCCUAACGCCACUUUCCCCAUCGCGUACGAGUCAGAGUUCUAUUCCAACGUGGUGCAUCACAGGGGCAUCAUCUCGUGGGGUGCGGUGGAUCCGUGCAAGCCGGACCGGCUGGUGGGGUUCAUUACUGCGCGCCUUGUGCCACCUGCAGAGGCGCAGGGAGCGGACGUUCUUCCUCUGGCUCCUCCAUCGCCCCACCACACACCAUCACCCUCGCUCCUCUACAUCCUCACGCUCGGUGUUUCCAAGCCCUACCGCAAGGCUGGCGUGGCAUCCCACCUGGUGCAUCUCCUACUCUCCCAUCCCUCGUCCCUCCCGCACUGCGCCGCCGUCUACCUGCACGUGGUCGCAUACAACGCACCCGCCAUCCGCUUCUAUCGCUCGCUGCGCUUCUGCUACCGCCGCCGCCUCUCCCGCUUCUACUACCUGGAAGGGGGCGAGUACGAUGCGCUCCUCUUUGCGCGUUACGUCAACGGCUGGUUACCGCCCGAUUCCAGGUCCCAGUUGCAAAUGCCGACUCUCCAGCUACUGCAGCCGGCAUUCACAGCGGCUUCUACUGCGGUGUCUUCUGCCAUGUCCCUAGUCGCCGCCGUGGCACUGCUGCUUGUGGCGCUGCUAACCCAGCUGCUCACAGCCACCCAUGCCAUGCCCGUGAGCGAUCUGAUAACAGCCCUGAAGUCGAAGGACGUUCAAGAUACUCUCAUGGAGCGUCUGUUCGCGCUCGACGGCACCAAAGACAUCUCAGGCGUGACGAUACUCGUACCACGGUCCGACGAGAUUCCCUCGGCGGCAGUCUACGCCAGGCUUGAUAACUCGACGCGCAAGUACAACCCGGCGAUCGCAGACGCGCUCAGGGUCAUGGAUGUAGCCGACAGCUCGCCAGAAGUGUGGGGAUCGGUCGCACCGAGCUUACUCUCCCCUGCUGUCACCAAAGUGCUCUCGGAUCUCUGGAAGUUUCAGAUCGUGAAGCAGUACAUUCCGCCGUCCGUCGCGACGCAGAAGUACUCAUCUGGCGGGCCAUGGGAGCUUCCAACCCUGGAGGGGCAGCCGCUCUGGAUGACAUACUCUCCUCUGUACGGCGGCACGUGGAACAUCUCCGGAUCCUCUCCUCAGCAGCAGGCCAGAUCUACGCUGCCUGUAGUCCAGGGCUCUGUGCAAACCCAUGGGACCCCGUUUGCAUACGCGGAGGAGGACGCUGGAGACGUCGUACAGGAUUUUCCGGAGAGCGAGGUCGUGGUGUAUAAGAGCCACGCGCUGCUUUUCCCUUAUAAUAUGGAGGCUCUUAGCGCGUAUGCAGGAGCCACUGCUUCCAUCUUCCACCUGAUUGUCUCCAUUGGCCUGGCUCUCACCGCUCUCCUGCUGCUGUAA
This is a messenger RNA of Closterium sp. Naga37s-1, 2439 nucleotides long. NCBI's taxonomy places the organism in Eukaryota, Viridiplantae, Streptophyta, Zygnematophyceae, Desmidiales, Closteriaceae. The record is from the annotation of a GenBank genome assembly.